This is a messenger RNA of Strongylocentrotus purpuratus (purple sea urchin), 1641 nucleotides long. RefSeq names its product P-selectin-like. The transcript has 10 exons. NCBI's taxonomy places the organism in Eukaryota, Metazoa, Echinodermata, Echinoidea, Camarodonta, Strongylocentrotidae. The record is from RefSeq and is a predicted model, not a curated record. The coding region runs from base 16 to 1641 and encodes 541 amino acids.
CGACAUAUCGCCAGAAUGAAGUCUUCGUCAUUUCAAUACAUAUUUGUCGUAAUUCACGUAGUCACCUCGUCUCACUAUAUAUGUUUGAUAUCAGCUACCUGUGCCAUGCCAGACCCCAUACCUAACACCAUAACAACCUUGCCGAACCAAACGCUGGAAACAGGGUAUUAUAUCACAUGGGAAUGCAGCGAUGGAUACAUGAUGGAUGGCCUGACAAACACUGUUGUAUGGGUGUGCUUAGAGGACGGGUCCUGGCUGGGUCAUAUACCCAUAUGCAAAGAUGUUGAAUGCCCAUCGCCUCCCAUAGCUGCUUAUUCAGAGCUCGAUCCUCCUUUGCCUGAAGCUCCCGUGGUAAACCAGACGAUAUCAUAUAGAUGCAGCAGCAGUGAAUACACUCUGCUUGGAAGUUACUUGAAUAGAUGUCUACGAGAUGGCAUAUGGGAGAAUGAUCCACCAGUUUGUCAAAGGACCUGCAGCACAUUCAACACCAAACGAUAUUCCAAUCUCACUUGCUACCGGAGACGAGGCUCUGAAGAAUGGGAUGGCUCAUUCGAUCUUUGCAUAGAUCAGGGGGAGAUACUUGCUACAGUGAAAGAUGCUCAGACGCAGGAAUUUCUAGUCGAUUUUCUUAGAACAUUUAAUGGUGGAGAUAACAUCUGGAUCGGAGCAAGGGAAGGUCGAGACUGGAAGUGGAGAAAAAAUGACAAAUACAUUGAACGUUUCUUUUGGCAAAACCCAUUUCCGGAUUCAAAUCUCAGAGAUUGCAUUGAAUUGUCAUACCAGUCUGGCUCGACGAAGUAUUCUUGGAAUCCUAGAUCGCUCCUAGAAGAAAAUGCCUUACUCUGUCAGUAUGAUCAGUCUUGCCAGAGUGUUGGACUCAGCCAAUCCGACAUGGUAUUAGAAUACAUGGACACCUGUUUCCAAUUCCUGGAUGUUUCGAGGAACUGUGAUGACGGGGCCGAAGAAUGUAAUGGGAGAGGAGGAUUUCUGGCUGAAAUACUCGAUGAGAGCACUAAUGCUUUAUUGCUGGACCGAGCACUGUAUCUGCGAGACCUAGGCGUAAACACGGCAUGGUGGAUUGGUGGUUAUGACGAAAACUCCGGACGGUCCUGGUAUUGGUCUGAUAAAACCCGAUUGAACUAUGAGGAAUGGAACGAUGACCAACCUAAUAAUGUUGACCAAGACCAAGACUGUGUAGAAAUGAGAAGCGGAUUUCAGUACCGAUGGAAUGACCAAUCUUGUUCAGACCAAAUUCGGACUCUAUGUCAAAUUGGAAUUCCUGCCUGCGGUGACCCAGGUGAACCUUUGCAUGGUAAUCGUUUACCAGACGAUAGAACAACUUACUCUGUCAGUGCUACUCUUCAUUUCACCUGUCAGGAGGGCUAUACAUUAUCUGGAGAAAACGUUUUAAGAUGUAUGAAUAAUGGAGCAUGGAAUCAUCAAAGACCAUCGUGUGAAGCUGUCGAAUGUGAAGGAAGCCCACCACAGGUCGUCAAUGCAUCAACCCUGAUACUAGGAUCAGAUUAUCAAGAUAUAGCUGUAUACACCUGUCAAGAUGGUUAUAUUCCUGAUCAGGAACCAAUCAGCUUCUGUCAGCAUACAGGCAACUGGAGUAUCCCUAACUUUACAUGUUCAGGGUAG